UCGAGACGGACCUUGGACCUUGACCUUUUUCUUCUUCGCGCCAACGCUCCCUCAGUCUGUUUCCGUCUCUCUCGGAUCUCUAUCCACUAGCCGGGCCACGAGUUGACCUUCCUUGUUUUCAUACUCUCGUGUCCGUCUGUCUAUUGACCAUCCCGUCUCCAACUUGCAGCGCGUACCGAUAAUAGGUAAACACAUUGCUUACCUAGUCUUGUGUGCCUAGCUUUGUUCGGUAUAAGUUACAUAUACUCAGAGGAACACCUACCCAUCUAAGGAUUUCCAACAACCCAAGGACGGUACAUACUUCUGGAACCACACCCCCUACCAUUGGGAUCUGUCACAUCGAUCCCUAGCGUUUCUAGUGUUUCUAGCCGGGGUGUAGCUUAGCUUCCCGUUGGCGCCUUCGUCUCAGCAUUGACUAGGUUGCUCUCCAGCAUCCUUGUCCUCCACGCAGCAACCUCAUCCUUGACCUGCCAGAGAGUUACAUAUUAUAGUCACCUAUCCCCCCUCAUCCAUCACCACCUACCUACUCUUCUUCCACCACGGGCGACUUCGUUGUGCAGCUUGUAGGCAUCCCGUCUUUCCACCCUUCCGAGUCAUUCGCUUGACUUGAGGCUAUUCCAAUAACCAACACAUACUCAACUUACCAUCAGGACUCGUCAUCAUGCCUACAUGCAAGCCAAAGCUCGCGCAGUUGACCACCCCAGUCACGGCCACCUUCCCCUCGGAGCUCUCUGCUCUCUCGGCCAGGACACCUCUAUCUGCAGUUCCGGACUUUAUUAAGGAGGAGUUCCCUAACAGCGCUAGAACCCCUAUCAGCCCACCUACAGCCUAUAUGGAUUUCCUCAAGGCCAUGUCGGUAUCCUCGCCAGUUGUGCCGGAGAAGAGAUCAUCGGGAACUAGUACGCCAGAAGAUGACUCAGCGCAGGAAUCAGCACCAUCGACGGCAAGCAGCGAACAGACGGACUGUUCCUGUAAAUGUGGCAACCAUAAAUCACCAGCCGGCAUUCCACCAAGCCCUUUCUCAAACCAACCGAUGUCUGCGCCGCCAACAGGUGCGACAUCGUUCCCUAGUAUUCACAUGCCGCCGUCUCCUGCCGUAUCUACGAUAGAUUCGCCACUAAGCGCAACGGCGCGGUCUCCAUUUAGCGCGAGAUCAGUGCGAUCACCGUUUGACUGGGAAGCAGCGUUGAAGUCUAGGUAUGCGCAGGAUUGCAGGGCGCAGAAAUCAUCAGCAAAGAGCGUGCGGCACAUUCGAGAGGUUGUUACGAGGACCGUUACCUAUACGCCGAGAAUGGACCCGGCACCGAAAGGCAAGAGAAGGAAGACGACGCAUUUGGACUGCCCGAAAGCUCAAGCUGCUGCUGCAACGGCGGCCGCGGCCCGGACGAACACGGUUUAGAUCGUCGAUUUUGACGGCCCCCCUUAUUAACCACACCUACUCAAAUCCGAACGAACUAAAGUCUUAACACCCUCCCCUAAAUCUAUAUCGGCUUCUAUGCCAAGAAUUGUCAACUAUUUUCCAUUUGUUCAUAUCUACUACUUACAUCUCACUCACUCAUUUAC
Molecule: messenger RNA, 1563 nt
Organism: Annulohypoxylon maeteangense
Lineage: Eukaryota; Fungi; Ascomycota; Sordariomycetes; Xylariales; Hypoxylaceae
Exons: 1
Coding region: 662-1399 (245 amino acids)
Source: RefSeq, a predicted model, not a curated record